GGCUGACAGGGACAGCAAACCGUUGAUCCUGUCAGUCCUUACAGAGCGCAUAUCCUUGACUAAAACGCGGUUGUUGAACAAGUGUCUUACUAAAACUCGACUUAAAACCGAAAUACUUCAUUUUUUCGACUAAACCGUUUAAAGUUUUUUUAUUAGAAUGGCGUUUUUGGAAGAAAUGAUCGAUUCGCCACCACCGUCGCUGGAUGGAAGAAGACCGUGAUCUUGGACGCGCUCGAGCGGACUGAAGAGCUUGGUUUCUUUUGAUAUUUAAAGGCUUUAUACCCAACAACGACGACGAAAAAAACGGCUUCGAGCUGUAUAGAAAGCCUUUUUUAUUCAUAUUUGGUAUUAAUUUGAAAGACUUGUUGUAAGUAGGGGUUAAAAUGAAAACGUGAGGCGUCGUUAGUGCGGAUUUAAAUGUCUCCCGCAGAGGGACGCCGCUCUGCUGUUUGUGUCCUCGCUCAAUAUAAGGCGACAAUUUCGAUUCAAAGUACCGUUCGUUCUGAGGUAAAACUGGGCUAGCUGAAGCAGGAGUUGUGUAAACAGGGCUAUCUGAAGCAAUAUGGCUAAUGGCUGGGGCUGGGGACGCCGUCAGGAGCUCUCCAACGCUACCCAAUGCUAGCUGUGACAGACCUGAACGUUUCCAGAGGCAGCGACGGCAGCAUUAGAAUGACUAAUAAUAUCAACUACAAACAAAACUCGGACUCCUCUGUUUCCAUAUCCAAGAUGGAUGUGAUCAUCCCCUUUUCCCCAGACGUGCCGUGCGAUAACAAUGGCCAGCGCAUGUGGUGGGCUUUCCUCGCCUCGUCCAUGGUGACGUUUUUUGGGGGUCUCUUCAUCAUCCUCCUGUGGAGGACCCUCAAGUACCUGUGGACUGUCUGCUGCCAUUGUAGCAUCAAAACCAAGGAGGCCAAGAAAGCAAAUAACAGUCAGGCCGAUGGGCAAGUAAAGAGCCAGGAUGAGAAGGAAGAAGUGCCAGUUAGUGAGGUGGGCUGGAUGACCUCAGUAAAAGACUGGGCGGGGGUCAUGAUCUCAGCACAGACUCUCACCGGAAGAGUACUGGUGGUGUUAGUCUUUGUGCUUAGUAUCGGAGCUCUUGGAAUAUACUUCAUAGACUCAUCUGAUCCUAUAGAAUCCUGUCAGAAUUUCUACAAAGACUUCACGUUACAGAUCGACAUGGCAUUCAACGUGUUCUUCUUACUCUACUUUGGUCUGCGUUUUAUCGCAGCCAAUGAUAAGCUGUGGUUCUGGCUGGAGGUGAACUCGGUGGUGGACUUUUUUACAGUACCGCCAGUGUUCGUGUCAGUGUAUCUGAACAGGAGCUGGCUGGGUCUGAGAUUCCUAAGAGCCUUGAGACUGAUACAGUUCUCAGAAAUAUUACAGUUUUUGAAUAUCUUGAAGACAAGUAAUUCCAUCAAGCUGGUAAACCUGUGUUCCAUCUUCAUAAGCACAUGGCUCACAGCUGCAGGAUUCAUUCAUCUGGUGGAAAACUCAGGGGAUCCUUGGGAAAACUUCCAAAAUUCCCAACCACUUUCAUAUUGGGAAUGUGUGUACUUACUUAUGGUCACUAUGUCCACGGUGGGUUACGGCGACGUCUGUGCUAAAACUACCCUCGGCCGCCUGUUUAUGGUCUUCUUCAUUCUCGGCGGUCUGGCCAUGUUUGCCAGCUACGUCCCUGAAAUCAUAGAGUUAAUAGGAAACCGCAAGAAAUACGGUGGUUCCUAUAGUGCGGUUAAUGGCAGAAAGCAUAUUGUGGUCUGUGGUCAUAUCACUCUUGAAAGUGUAUCCAACUUCCUCAAAGACUUCCUACACAAGGACAGGGAUGAUGUCAAUGUAGAAAUUGUUUUUCUUCAUAAUAUUUCCCCUAAUCUUGAGCUGGAAGCCUUGUUCAAACGUCACUUUACUCAGGUAGAAUUCUACCAAGGAUCUGUUCUUAACCCACAUGAUCUGGCUAGAGUCAAGAUUGAGUCAGCGGAUGCCUGCUUGAUUCUUGCCAACAAAUACUGUGCAGACCCUGAUGCUGAGGAUGCCUCCAAUAUAAUGAGAGUAAUAUCCAUCAAGAAUUAUCAUCCAAGGAUAAGAAUAAUUACUCAAAUGUUGCAGUACCACAACAAGGCCCAUCUGCUAAACAUUCCCAGCUGGAACUGGAAAGAGGGCGAUGAUGCGAUCUGCCUGGCAGAGCUAAAGGCGGGCUUCAUUGCUCAGAGCUGCCUGGCGCAGGGCUUGUCCACCAUGCUCGCCAACCUCUUCUCCAUGAGGUCAUACAUCAAGAUCGAAGAAGACACAUGGCAGAAAUAUUACUUGGAGGGUGUGGCCAAUGAAAUGUACACAGAGUACCUGUCCAGUGCCUUUGUGGGCCUUUCCUUCCCUACAGUUUGUGAGCUGUGUUAUGUGAAGCUCAAAUUGUUGUUGAUCGCUAUCGAGUACAAGUCAGAGCAGAGAGAAAGCAGUAUUUUGAUCAACCCCGGGAACCAUGUAAAGAUGCAGGAGGGAACCUUGGGAUUCUUUAUUGCCAGCGAUGCCAAAGAGGUCAAAAGAGCGUAUUUCUACUGCAAAGCUUGUCAUGAUGACAUCACAGAUCCCAAAAGGAUCAAAAAGUGUGGCUGCAAGAGACUUGAAGACGAGCAUCCAUCAACGCUGUCACCCAAAAAGAAGCAGCGCAACGGAGGCAUGCGAAACUCACCCAACUGCUCGCCCAAAGUGACGAGACAUGACCCUUUACUUAUCCCAGGAAAUGAGCAGAUUGAAAACAUGGAUGUCAACGUGAAGAGAUAUGACUCCACUGGAAUGUUUCACUGGUGUCCUUCCAAAGACAUUGAGAAGGUCAUUUUGACACGGAGUGAGGCCUCUAUGACAGUUCUGAGUGGCCAUGUUGUAGUUUGUAUAUUUGGAGAUGUCACAUCUGCCUUGGUAGGGCUGCGAAACUUGGUGAUGCCUUUAAGAGCCAGCAACUUUCAUUAUCACGAGCUAAAACACAUAGUGUUUGUGGGCUCACUGGAUUAUCUAAAGAGGGAAUGGGAAACUCUUCACAACUUCCCAAAGGUGUCCAUCCUGCCUGGCACACCGUUAAGUCGAGCUGAUUUAAGGGCUGUAAACAUCAACCUCUGCGACAUGUGUGUUAUCCUGUCAGCCAAUCAGAACAAUAUCGACGAUGCUUCACUGCAAGACAAGGAAUGUAUCUUGGCAUCACUCAACAUCAAAUCUAUGCAGUUUGAUGACAGCAUCGGCGUCCUGCAGGCUAAUUCCCAAGGUUUUACACCACCCGGAAUGGACAGAUCAUCUCCAGACAAUAGUCCAGUGCAUGGCUUGGUUCGUCAGGCGUCCAUCACCACUGGAUCCAACAUCCCAAUUAUAACUGAACUAGUGAACGACUCAAAUGUUCAGUUCUUGGACCAAGAUGACGACGAUGAUCCGGACACCGAGUUAUAUCUAACUCAGCCCUUCGCCUGUGGGACGGCUUUCGCUGUCAGCGUGCUCGACUCACUUAUGAGCGCUACGUACUUCAACGAUAAUAUCCUGACACUGAUCCGGACGCUGGUGACAGGAGGGGCCACGCCGGAGCUGGAGGCACUGCUGGCUGAGGAGAAUGCUCUACGUGGAGGCUACAGCACGCCACAGACGCUAGCUAACAGGGACAGGUGUCGCGUGGCACAGCUCGCCCUAUAUGAUGGCCCCUUUGCAGACUUGGGGGAAGGUGGUUGUUAUGGUGACUUAUUUUGUAAAGCAUUAAAAACAUACAACAUGCUGUGCUUUGGAAUAUAUAGAUUAAGAGAUGCACACCUAAGCACACCAAGCCAGUGCACCAAAAGAUACGUCAUCACCAACCCACCUUAUGAGUUUGAGCUGGUCCCCACAGACCUGAUCUUCUGCUUAAUGCAGUUUGACCACAACGCGGGCCAGUCACGAACCAGUCUGUCCCACUCAUCUCAUUCCUCACACUCAUCCAGCAAGAAGAGCUCCUCAGUUCACUCCAUCCCUGCAACCAAUCGGCCGAACCGCAGCAGCAAGGCCAGAGAAUCCAGAGAAAAACACAAAAAAGAAAUGGUUUACAGAUGAACCAGACAAUGCCUACCCAAGGAACAUUCAAAUCAAGCCCAUGAGCACUCACAUGGCCAAUCAAGUAAAUCAGUACAAAUC
Messenger RNA from Trichomycterus rosablanca, 4137 nucleotides. It is a transcript of the gene kcnma1a, whose product is annotated as potassium large conductance calcium-activated channel, subfamily M, alpha member 1a. Lineage: Eukaryota; Metazoa; Chordata; Actinopteri; Siluriformes; Trichomycteridae. Gene Ontology annotation, biological process: potassium ion transmembrane transport. Gene Ontology annotation, cellular component: postsynaptic membrane. The record is from RefSeq and is a predicted model, not a curated record. Bases 616 to 4056 code for a protein of 1146 amino acids. Gene Ontology annotation, molecular function: large conductance calcium-activated potassium channel activity. The transcript has 28 exons.